AUGCCUCACCGCAUCUACAGAAAAUCCUUUUCCUCAUUUGACAGGACAUUCCUGCUCCCUAGAAAUCGCUCCCUUUGGUGGAGCCCAGCGGUGUCCGAGAGCAGCAGCCGCAACCCCUUGGCUGCCCCCAGUCCUCUCCAGGGCUCGCUGGAGGCCUGCCUCUCCUCAGGGGUCCUGUAUCCCCCGGGGGUGGCGACUGACGACGCUCAGAAGUUCAAAGAGGCGGCAGGGCCCGCGGUCAGCAGCGCGCACGGGCCAACCAAGGUGCGCCUGCGCGAGAAGCGCCUCCGCGUGACUGACGGGGGAAUGCGCGGGCCAACAGGCUGGGCAUCAGAGCGCCGGGCGGGGGAACCUUCUGGGGCGAGCGGUUGGUAUUGCCGGCGCUUACUCUCUGGGGCCGCCCGGCGGGUAGCUGGCGUGGGGGAGGAGGCAGGAACCGCGAGGGCGCCUCAGGAGCACGGCGGUGGGGAAGGGGGCGGCUCGGGGCCCUGCGCGGCGUCCGGGGGAGGCGGCUUCGGGGGUUCAGUGGCGGCGGCGUCAGGCGGCAAAUCCAGUGGUGGGGGCUGUGGAGGCGGCGGUGGUUACCUGGCCUCCUCCUCUUCCUCCGUGGCGGCAGCGGCGGGGGCCGCGGUGUUACCGGUGAAGAAGCCGAAAAUGGAGCACGUCCAGGCUGACCACGAGCUUUUUCUCCAGGCCUUUGAGAAACCAACACAGAUCUAUAGGUUUCUUCGAACGCGAAAUCUUAUAGCGCGGUAACCAGUAUUUUUGCAUAGAACUCUUACUUACAUGUCUCAUCGAAACUCCAGAACAAACAUCAAAAGGAAAACAUUUAAAGUUGAUGAUAUGUUAUCAAAAGUAGAGAAAAUGAAAGGAGAGCAAACAUCUCAUAGCUUGUCAACUCAUCUGCAGCUUACAUUUACUGGUUUCUUCCACAAAAAUGAUAAGCCAUCACAAAAUUCAGAAAAUGAACAAAAUUCUGUUACCCUGGAAGUCCUGCUUGUGAAAGUUUGCCACAAAAAAGGAAAGGAUGUACGUUGUCCAAUAAGACAAGUUCCUACAGGUAAAAAGCAGGUGCCUUUGAAUCCUGACCUCAAUCAAACAAAACCUGGAAAUUUCCCGUCCCUUGCAGUUUCCAGUAAUGAAUUUGAACCUAGUAACAGCCAUAUGGUGAAGUCUUACUCAUUGCUAUUUAGAGUGACUUGUCCAGGAAGAAGAGAGUUUAAUGGAAUGAUUAAUGGAGAAACCAAUGAAAAUAUUGAUGUCAAUGAAGAACUUGCAGCUAGAAGAAAACGAAAUCGUGAAGAUGGAAAAACAUUUGUUGCACAAAUGACAGUAUUUGAUAAAAACAGGCGCUUACAGCUUUUAGAUGGGGAAUAUGAAGUAGCCAUGCAGGAAAUGGAAGAAUGUCCAAGAAGCAAGAAAAGAGCAACAUGGGAGACUAUUUAUGAUGGGAAGGUAUGGACUACUUAG
Molecule: messenger RNA, 1470 nt
Organism: Kogia breviceps (pygmy sperm whale)
Lineage: Eukaryota; Metazoa; Chordata; Mammalia; Artiodactyla; Physeteridae
Product: polycomb protein SUZ12-like
Cellular component (GO): RSC-type complex; ESC/E(Z) complex; nucleus
Molecular function (GO): chromatin DNA binding
Source: RefSeq, a predicted model, not a curated record